Microthlaspi erraticum is the source of this 2181-nucleotide messenger RNA. The record is from the annotation of a GenBank genome assembly. NCBI's taxonomy places the organism in Eukaryota, Viridiplantae, Streptophyta, Magnoliopsida, Brassicales, Brassicaceae.
AUGCCGUUCGUUUCGAAGAUUCGAAGGCAGACUGAUUACAAUAGCUUCCCUUCUUCGAUUCCCAUUGUCAUCGAUAAUGGCGCCUCCUACUUCCGUAUCGGGUGGGCAGGAGAAACUGAGCCUCGUGUUGUUUUCCGCAAUAUCGUGCAAAGACCUCGCCACAAAGCUACAGGUGAAACUGUUACUAUUGUUGGCGACCAGGAUCCUGCGUUGAUGAAGUACUUUGAUUGCACUCGCUCAGGACCACGUUCUGCUUUUGACAGCAACGUGGUUUAUCAAUUCGAGCUCAUGGAAUAUAUUCUUGAUUUCGCCUUUGAUCGUUUGGGGGCUAAUGGAUCAGUGAUCAAUCAUCCAAUCCUCAUAACAGAAUGUGUUUGCAACCCAGUUCAAUCUCGUAGCAAAAUGGCAGAACUGCUAUUUGAGACGUAUGGAGUGCCUGCAGUUGCAUUUGGAGUGGAUGCUGCUUUCAGCUACAAGUACAAUCAACUACAUGGAAUAUGUAAAAAAGAUGGAAUCGUUCUCUGUCCUGGCUUCACUACCGCACACGCAAUUCCGUUUGUCGACGGAGAACCUGUUUAUAAAGGAUCCUGCCGAACUAACAUUGGUGGAUACCAUGUCACUGAAUAUUUAAAGCAGCUUCUGUCACUUAAGUACCCUUUUCACUCGUCUAGGUUUACAUGGGAAAAGGCUGAAGAAUUGAAACUGGAACACUGUUAUAUUGCUCCUGACUAUGCUAUUGAAGUUCGGAAAUUCAAGGAAGGAACAAAAGAAGCCGAAGAGAAAACAAGGUAUUGGCAGCUUCCAUGGAUACCUCCUCCCGUCGAAAUUCCUCCAUCAGAAGAAGAGAUUGCGAGGAAAGCUGCUAUAAGAGAAAAGCAAGGUCAAAGGCUGCGGGAAAUGGCUGAAGCAAAGAGAUCAUCCAAGAUAAACGAAAUGGAAAACGAAUUGCAGAGCUUGCGUUUCCUUGUGAAACAGCUUGACAAGGUUGAAGAGGAUGAUAUUCCAUCCUUUUUGUCAGACACCGGUUACGCUUCCAGGCAAGAGCUAGAAUCUACUGUUUCGAAAGUGACACAGUCGCUUAGAAAAGCAAGAGGUGAGCCGAAGGAAGAGCCAGACGAGAGUGAAGAGAACGCUGAAUCUCUUGCUGAAAAGUAUCCUCUUAUGAAUGUCCCCGACAAUAUGCUUACUCCUGAGCAGCUUAAAGACAAGAGGAGGCAGGUAUUUCUUAAAACAACAACAGAGGGCCGGUUACGAGCUAGACAAAAGCGUAAUGAGGAGGAACUGGAAAAAGAGAGAAGAAAUCAAUUAGAGGAGGAGAGACGUCGUGAGAACCCAGAGUUCUAUUUAGAGGAGAUGCGAGCUCAGUACAAGGAAGUGUUGGAGAGAGUUGAGCAAAAGAAGCGUCUGAAAACAAACGGGUCGAGUACAAACGGGAACAACAAGUCUGGAGGUGGUGUUGGGCGAGGCGAGCGAUUAAGCGCUGCACAGAGAGAAAGAAUGCGUCUGCUGACAACAGCAGCCUUCGAUAGAGGCAAAGGCGAGGACACGUUUGGUUCCAGAGACGAAGAUUGGCAGCUUUACAAACUCAUGAGCAAGGAUCACGACGAAGACGACGAACGACCUGAUUCAGACGAGGCUAUGUUGGCUCGUCUAUCAUCCAGGCUUCAGGAAAUUGACCCAACAUUCGUGCUGAAAGCAGAAGGAGAGUCUGGUCAGGCUUCAGGGGAGGUUCCACGUGCACGUCCCUUAACAGAGGAAGACUACAAGAUAGUGAUUGGUAUCGAAAGAUUUCGUUGUCCUGAGAUCCUGUUCCAUCCAAACCUCGUUGGCAUUGACCAAUUGGGGUUAGACGAGAUGGGCGGUGCAUCGAUCAGGAGGCUACCGCACGGUGAUGAUAAAGAGUUAGAGGAGAGGCUAACGAGCUCGAUACUGAUGACUGGUGGUUGCAGCCUUGUCCCUGGGAUGAAAGAGCGGUUGGAAAGCGGGAUUAGGAUGAUAAGACCGUGUGGAUCAACCAUACAUGUGGUUCGAGCUAUGGACCCUGUGCUUGACGCGUGGCGUGGAGCUUCUGCGUUUGCUGCUGAUUUGAACUUCCUGAGGAAUGCAUUUACCAAGAUGGACUACUACGAGAAAGGUGAAGAUUGGCUUCGAAAAUACCAAAUUCGAUUCAACAAUUUGUGA